Molecule: messenger RNA, 4153 nt
Organism: Gorilla gorilla gorilla (western lowland gorilla)
Lineage: Eukaryota; Metazoa; Chordata; Mammalia; Primates; Hominidae
Gene: KIFC3
Product: kinesin family member C3
Exons: 23
Coding region: 266-3418 (1050 amino acids)
Biological process (GO): microtubule-based movement
Cellular component (GO): microtubule cytoskeleton
Molecular function (GO): microtubule motor activity; microtubule binding; ATP binding
Source: RefSeq, a predicted model, not a curated record
CGUGAGUGCGGGCGCGCGCCGCCGCCCCCCGCCGGGGUCGGAGCCGGUUGCCAUGGGAACGCGCCGCGGCCCGAGUUAAUCAUUUCCUGUGGAAAGUGUGCGGGAGGGGCGCGAGCGGGCUGGCCGAGGAGGAGGCGGCGGCGUGGAGCUGCCUCCUGCCGGCGGGCCGGGCCGGGCCGAGCCCCGGGCGCUGCGGCGACGCCUGGAUCCUGCCUCCGCCAGGCCGGCUGCCUGGUGCCCCGAGGAGGCUGCUGAGCCCCAGGCCAUGGUCCCCUCUCGCAGGACGUGGAACCUGGGAGCCACGCCCUCGCUGCGGGGCCUGUGGAGAGUGGGCCGGGCCCCGGAGCCCGAGCGGGGGAUGGCUCGCCCCGCCCCAGCCCCAGCCAGCCCGGCCGCCCGCCCUUUCCCACACACCGGCCCGGGGAGGUUGAGAACUGGGCGUGGAAAAGAUACCCCAGUCUGCGGUGACGAGGACUCCAGUGCCCGAAGUGCAGCUCGCCCAGCCCUAGCUCAGUGCCGAGCCCUUAGCGUGGACUGGGCUGGCCCCGGAAGCCCCCACGGGCUCUACCUGACCCUGCAGCAGGCCCUGCAGGACAAGGGGUGCAAGAGCCAGAGUCAGGGGACGAAAGAAGAGAAGCUUUGGAAGAGACAGGCGCCGGCCCCCAGGCGGGCCCGGGAGGCCCGGGAAGCUGGUGGCACCAUGAAUGUAGAGAAUACAGGUGGGCGUCUCUUUGGCAGCAGGAGGUGCUCGAGCUUGUCGGGGCCACCAGGUGCAGCCCCCAUGGUGCUUAGGAUGGUGGAGGCCAUGUCCCAGCUCCAGGAGGAGAAGGCCCAGCUACAGGAGGAGCUGGUGGUCCUACAGGAGAGGCUGGCCCUCCGCGACAGUGACCAGCAGGCCACGUCCGCCCAGCUGCAGAACCAGCUUGCAGAGGCCUCCCAUCCUGGUCCUCCUUGUGCCCCAUCUCCUUGCGGUUACCAGGGGCCAGGACCUUCCCCACUAGGAGGUGACGUAGACGUGAGUGGAGCAGGAAGGUGUGGGGUGCUUCCCACCCUGAGUCCACCCCAUCUUCGACGGUGCCCUGCACUGGGCAGCCUGAGCGGACAAAACUCAUCAGAUGGUCACCCCACAGGAGAUUGGCAUGACGUUUCUUGUUCUUUUGAUUUCUCGUUAAAGGUGGAUGCUAGUUUGAGUGCAUGUUGGGGAAGGGAUCUCUCAACCUCUGGAAGCCAGGGAGAGCCAGGGUUCAUGCAGGUAGAACACCUGAAGGAGAAGCUCAUUAGCCAGGCCCAGGAAGUGAGCCGACUGCGAUCUGAGCUGGGGGGCACCGACUUGGAGAAGCACCGGGACCUGCUGAUGGUAGAGAAUGAGCGACUGAGGCAGGAGAUGCGGCGCUGUGAGGCCGAGCUGCAAGAGCUGCGCACAAAGCCAGCAGGUCCCUGCCCAGGUUGUGAGCACAGCCAGGAGAGCGCCCAGCUCCGUGACAAGCUGUCCCAGCUGCAGCUGGAGAUGGCGGAAAGCAAAGGCAUGCUGUCAGAGCUGAACCUAGAGGUGCAGCAGAAGACCGACCGGCUGGCUGAGGUGGAGCUGCGGCUCAAGGACUGCCUGGCUGAGAAGGCACAGGAGGAGGAGCGGCUCAGUCGGCGCCUGCGUGACAGCCACGAGACCAUUGCCAGCCUGCGGGCCCAGUCCCCACCUGUCAAGUAUGUCAUCAAGACAGUGGAGGUGGAGUCGUCCAAGACCAAGCAGGCCCUCAGCGAGUCCCAGGCCCGGAACCAGCACCUGCAGGAGCAGGUGGCUAUGCAGAGGCAGGUGCUGAAGGAGAUGGAACAGCAGCUGCAGAGCUCACACCAGCUGACCGCGCGGCUCCGGGCGCAGAUUGCCAUGUACGAGUCAGAGCUGGAGCGGGCCCAUGGGCAGAUGCUGGAGGAGAUGCAGUCCCUGGAAGAGGACAAGAACCGGGCCAUUGAGGAGGCCUUUGCCAGAGCCCAGGUGGAGAUGAAGGCUGUGCACGAGAAUCUAGCAGGCGUCCGGACCAACUUGCUGACCUUGCAGCCGGCACUGCGGACCCUCACCAACGACUACAAUGGGCUCAAGCGGCAGGUGCGCGGCUUCCCACUGCUGCUGCAGGAGGCCCUCAGGAGCGUCAAGGCCGAGAUAGGCCAGGCCAUCGAGGAGGUCAACAGCAACAACCAGGAGCUGCUGCGCAAGUACCGCCGCGAGCUGCAGCUGCGUAAGAAGUGCCACAAUGAGCUCGUGCGGCUGAAAGGGAACAUCCGAGUGAUUGCUCGUGUCCGGCCAGUCACCAAAGAGGAUGGGGAAGGACCUGAGGCCACCAACGCUGUGACUUUCGAUGCCGACGACGACUCCAUCAUCCACCUGCUGCACAAGGGCAAGCCUGUGUCCUUCGAGCUGGACAAGGUCUUCUCCCCACAGGCCUCGCAGCAGGACGUGUUCCAGGAGGUGCAGGCCCUGGUCACCUCUUGCAUUGAUGGCUUCAAUGUCUGCAUCUUUGCGUACGGCCAGACGGGCGCCGGCAAGACAUACACGAUGGAGGGGACCGCUGAGAACCCAGGUAUCAACCAGCGGGCCCUGCAGCUGCUCUUCUCCGAGGUGCAGGAGAAGGCGUCUGACUGGGAGUACACCAUCACCGUCAGCGCUGCGGAGAUCUACAAUGAGGUCCUCAGGGACCUGCUAGGGAAAGAGCCUCAGGAAAAACUGGAGAUCCGGCUGUGCCCAGACGGCAGUGGGCAGCUGUAUGUACCAGGGCUGACUGAGUUCCAAGUGCAGAGCGUGGACGACAUCAACAAGGUGUUUGAGUUUGGCCACACUAAUCGCACGACCGAGUUCACCAACCUGAACGAGCACAGCUCCCGCUCGCAUGCGCUGCUCAUCGUGACGGUGCGAGGCGUGGACUGCAGCACAGGCCUCCGCACCACGGGGAAGCUGAACCUGGUGGACUUGGCUGGCUCGGAGCGCGUGGGCAAGUCGGGGGCCGAGGGCAGCCGCCUGCGGGAGGCGCAGCACAUCAACAAGUCGCUGUCGGCUCUGGGGGACGUCAUUGCUGCCCUGCGCUCCCGCCAGGGCCACGUGCCCUUCCGCAACUCCAAGCUCACCUACCUGCUGCAGGAUUCGCUUAGUGGUGACAGCAAGACCCUCAUGGUGGUACAGGUGUCCCCUGUGGAGAAGAACACUAGCGAGACGCUCUAUUCCCUCAAGUUUGCUGAGAGGGUGCGCUCUGUGGAGCUGGGGCCUGGGCUACGCAGGGCAGAGCUUGGGUCCUGGUCAAGCCAGGAGCAUCUAGAGUGGGAGCCGGCUUGUCAGACGCCACAGCCCUCGGCACGGGCCCACUCAGCCCCCAGCUCUGGGACCAGUAGCCGCCCUGGAUCCAUCCGGAGGAAGCUGCAGCCCUCAGCCUGACGGCUGGGGCUGCAGAGUCUCUAGGGAAGUCGCGGCCACUGCCUGUGUGACGGAUGUGACCCCGCUGGGCCUGAAGCUGGGCCCUGAGGUCUCACUGGCCUGUUCCUGCUGCAGCGCCAGGACCCCCGGAGGUAGAGGCGAGAGUGGAAGGCGAGAGUGGAGGCUCUUCUUCUGCCCCGUCUCCCCUCAGAGAUGAGAAACAUGUUCAGAAGGAAACGGUGUCUCUCGGCUGUGGCUCUGAGUGCAAAUUGCAUGGGCGGGAAGGCGGGGGUGGCUGCUCUUCCUGGCAGGCCUGGGCCAUCAGCGAACUGGGCCCCGUGAGGAGGGCGGGAGUGUGGAGGAGGGUGGGCCUCUCACCCAGGCUGCCUCGGCUCCUCUCCUCAGCUUGCAGAGCUGGCCAGCCCCCUCCUUAGGGGGUGGGCGAGGAGCCUCUGGGCAGACCCAAAAACCAUGGGGACUGGGGUGGGUUGGUGGCACCAAUGGCAGCCCUCCCCGCCCCUCUCCUUCAAGGAGGGUUCCCGCAGCUGGGGGGGUGUGCGGAGGCGCAUGGCCUCCCGCCAUGGGGCUGUGCCAUGUUUAUGGCUGGCAGAGGCAGCCAGCGGGUGGGGGAUUCUGCUGCUCGCUCACCUGCCUGGCUCGCUGGUCUCUUGAAUUUUCUUCCCUCUGAAAUCCUAUUUAAGAACUUUUGGAAGCUUAGCCAUUUUUACUUAUUAAAAUAAAAGCCUUUUUACACAA